Messenger RNA from Carya illinoinensis, 2494 nucleotides. RefSeq names its product probable beta-D-xylosidase 7. Bases 45 to 2342 code for a protein of 765 amino acids. Lineage: Eukaryota; Viridiplantae; Streptophyta; Magnoliopsida; Fagales; Juglandaceae. Gene Ontology annotation, biological process: arabinan catabolic process; xylan catabolic process. The record is from RefSeq and is a predicted model, not a curated record. The transcript is spliced from 6 exons. Gene Ontology annotation, cellular component: plant-type cell wall. Gene Ontology annotation, molecular function: alpha-L-arabinofuranosidase activity; xylan 1,4-beta-xylosidase activity.
CCUGUUCUGCAUUCAUUUCUUCAUCCCAAAGAAGCCAACACAGAAUGGGGUUCCUUCAAAGCAUCUCUCUCGUAAUCCUUCUCUUCCUUCUCCAUGGCACUGAGUCAACACUCCCUCCAUUUGCCUGUGACUCAUCCAACCCAUCAACAAAGUCGUUCACUUUCUGCGAAACCUCACUACCCAUCCUAAAACGAGCCAGAGACCUUGUUUCCCGCCUCACAUUGGACGAGAAAAUCUCUCAGCUCGUUAACGCAGCUCCUCCGAUCCCCCGUCUCGGUAUUCCAGGCUAUGAGUGGUGGUCGGAGGCUUUACACGGCGUCGCCAGUGUUGGACGCGGCGUCCACUUCAAUGGGACUAUUCGGGCCGCCACAAGCUUCCCUCAAGUCAUUCUCACUGCCGCUUCCUUCGAUGUCCAUCUCUGGUAUCGCGUCGGCCAGGUGAUCGGAAUCGAAGCUAGAGCGAUGUACAAUGCUGGACAAGCAAUUGGGAUGACGUUUUGGUCUCCGAACAUAAAUAUAUUCAGGGACCCAAGAUGGGGGAGAGGGCAAGAGACACCAGGAGAGGAUCCAUCGGUUACAGGGAAGUAUGCAAUGGCAUAUGUGAGGGGGGUUCAAGGGGACUCCUUUGAGGGUGGGAAGCUCAAGGGUCAUCUUAUGGCUUCUGCUUGCUGCAAGCAUUUUACUGCCUAUGAUCUGGACUUAUGGAGGGGUGUGAGCCGGUUCGUUUUCGAUGCUCGUGUCACAUUGCAAGAUCUGGCCGACACAUAUCAACCUCCAUUUCAGAGUUGCAUAGAGCAUGGGCGAGCCAGUGGGAUAAUGUGUGCUUACAACCGUGUGAAUGGGAUCCCAAGCUGUGCAGAUUAUGAUCUUUUAUCCAAAACUGCUAGAGGACAAUGGGGGUUCCAUGGCUACAUCACCUCAGAUUGCGAUGCAGUCUCCAUCAUCCAUGAUGAUCAAAGAUAUGCCAAAUCACCCGAAGAUGCAGUUGUGGAUGUCCUCAAAGCUGGCAUGGAUGUCAAUUGUGGAUUGUACUUGCAGGAACACACUAAGAAAGCUAUAGAGCUGAAAAAACUACCUGAAUCUGAAAUAGAUAGAGCACUUCACAACCUUUUCUCUGUCAGAAUGAGGCUAGGAUUGUUCAAUGGCAAUCCGGUUGAACUGCCUUUUGGCAAAAUUGGUCCAGAUCAUGUGUGUACCAAAAAGCACCAGGCUCUAGCCCUUGAAGCCGCUCGAAAUGGCAUUGUCCUGUUGAAGAACUCUGCCAGAUUGCUCCCACUUUCUAAAAAAAGAACCUCGUCCCUUGCUGUAAUAGGCCCCAAUGCCCAUUCUCCCCAAACACUUCUGGGAAACUAUGCAGGCCCUCCAUGCACGUCUGUUACUCCACUGCAAGGAUUGCAGAGCUAUGUCAAAAACAUAAUCUACCACCCGGGUUGCAAUGUAGUGCACUGUUCUUCAGCUGCAAUUGACAAAGCUGUCAAAAUAGCCAAGGGGGUGGAUUAUGUGGUGUUGGUUAUGGGACUGGACCAAUCUGAAGAGAGCGAGGGCCACGAUCGUGAGCGCUUAGAGCUUCCUGGAAAGCAGCAGGAACUCAUCACCAGUGUUGCAAGAGCAGCUAAGAAACAAGUUGUUCUGGUUCUUCUUUCUGGAGGUCCAGUUGAUAUAUCUUGGGCCAAGCAUGACGGAAACAUCGGAAGCAUCUUGUGGGCUGGUUAUCCAGGCGAAGCUGGAGGAACUGCACUUGCAGAGAUUAUCUUUGGUGACCACAACCCAGGAGGAAGAUUGCCAGUGACUUGGUAUCCACGAGAUUUCGUCAAGGUACCAAUGACAGACAUGAGGAUGAGGCCGGUUCCGUCAUCAGGCUAUCCCGGGCGCACCUACCGGUUUUACAAAGGUGAAAAGGUGUUUGAGUUUGGUUAUGGCCUCAGCUACUCAUACUAUGCUUACGAGUUCUCAUCUGUAUCACAAAGCAUGGUCCAGCUGAAUCAAUCAUCAGCCACACCGACGGUGGAAUACAAGUUAGUUUCAGAGCUGGGGGAGGAACUGUGUAAAAGGAACAAGAUCUCAGUCACUGUUGGAGUAAAAAAUAAAGGGGAGAUGGCAGGGAAGCAUCCGGUAUUACUGUUUGUGAGAAAGGAAAGACCAAGCCAUGGGAGUCCAGUCAAACAGCUAGUUGGUUUCGGGAGUGUAAAUCUGAAUGCAGGGGAAAGAGCUGAAGUUGAAUUUGAGUUGAGUCCUUGCGAACAUCUUACCAGAGCCAAUGAAGUUGGUAUGAUGGUGAUCGAGCAAGGAUUACAUGUCUUGGUUGUAGGUGAUGAAGAGUACCCGGUCACCAUUGCAGUCUGAAACCGAAGAUUCAAGUCCAGAGACAGUCAAUAUUUGGUUUAUGAACCCAGUUGAUGUCUUCGCCAUUUAUAUGCUGUCAUUGGUUGUAAAUGAUGAAUAGUAUUCGGUUACCAGUAUAUUUUGAAAUAAAGGUAAAAAAAAAAAAAAAAAAA